Morus notabilis is the source of this 1167-nucleotide messenger RNA. Its product is annotated as cell division control protein 2 homolog. The record is from RefSeq and is a predicted model, not a curated record. Gene Ontology annotation, biological process: protein phosphorylation; regulation of meiotic cell cycle; signal transduction. The coding region runs from base 137 to 1033 and encodes 298 amino acids. Gene Ontology annotation, cellular component: cytoplasm; nucleus; cyclin-dependent protein kinase holoenzyme complex. The transcript has 9 exons. NCBI's taxonomy places the organism in Eukaryota, Viridiplantae, Streptophyta, Magnoliopsida, Rosales, Moraceae. Gene Ontology annotation, molecular function: cyclin binding; cyclin-dependent protein serine/threonine kinase activity; ATP binding.
UUAUAAGCCAAACAAACAAACAAACAAACAAUCUCACAAAUCUUCCUUCCCUCGCCAAUCGCUCAAAAUCACAUUCCCUCUUCUCCGCUCUGUUUAGGAACUUCAUAUUCGGCAGAAGGUGGUUUGAGCUUUGGAUAUGGAUCAGUAUGAAAAAGUUGAGAAGAUUGGCGAGGGAACGUAUGGUGUGGUUUACAAGGCUCGUGAUCGAGUCACUAACAAGACUAUAGCUUUGAAGAAGAUCCGUUUGGAACAGGAAGACGAGGGCGUCCCGAGCACGGCUAUUCGGGAAAUUUCCCUUUUGAAAGAAAUGCAGCAUGGAAACAUUGUCAGGUUAGAGGAUGUAGUGCACAGUGAGAAGCGUCUGUAUUUGGUUUUUGAAUACUUGGACUUGGAUCUGAAGAAGCACAUGGAUACUUCUCCAGAAUUUGCAAAGGAUCUUCGCCAGAUAAAGAUGUUUCUUUAUCAAAUUCUCCGUGGGAUUGCAUAUUGUCAUUCUCAUAGAGUUAUUCAUCGAGAUCUAAAACCACAGAAUUUGUUGAUAGAUCGUCGCAACAAUGCACUAAAGCUUGCAGAUUUUGGACUGGCCAGAGCGUUUGGUAUUCCUGUCAGGACUUUUACUCAUGAGGUGGUGACCCUCUGGUACAGAGCACCAGAAAUAUUGCUUGGAUCCCGUCAGUACUCGACACCUGUUGAUGUUUGGUCAGUCGGGUGUAUAUUUGCUGAGAUGGUGAAUCAACGACCGUUGUUUCCCGGGGACUCUGAGAUUGAUGAGUUGUUCAAGAUUUUCGGAAUCACGGGCACUCCAACUGAGGACACAUGGCCUGGCGUGAGUUCUUUGCCUGAUUUUAAAUCCUCCUUUCCCAAGUGGCCUACGCAGGACUUGGCAACUGUUGUUCCAAAUCUUGAAUCCGCUGGUGUUGAUCUUCUUUCCGUGAGUCCUUGUAAAAUGCUCUGCUGUGACCCCAGCAAAAGAAUUACAGCCAGGAGUGCUCUUGAGCAUGAGUACUUCAAAGACAUACCACUUACGCCCUGAAUCGUCCAUAUUCGUGGCAGAAAAUUGUCUAUAUAGUAUGUCUGGAACUUGUGGAUUUUGAUUCUGUUACAAUUGUGUGCUUGUAUUGUAAUCUUUUUCCCUAAAUUUGUUGAACAUAGUUCUUCUUCUUUUCU